AGGGUGUAUAAACCUGUAUCUAACCAAAGCGAGUUAGAAAUCGUUUGACAAUGAAACGGUUUGGACUUGUAUUCUUCGUCACGGCGCUGCUUUUAAGCGAACAUGUCGAGGCGGCGUCUGUCACCUGCUACGUGUGUUCCGGAAGUUCGGCUUGUAAUCUGAAUCUGUCUCUCAAUACAGAGACUGGAUGCACUGUCUGUAAAAAGACGGAGAUAAAUGGCGCGGUUACCCGAUCUUGUGUUUUAUCGCUCUUCAACAUCUACAGCAGAUCUUGCACCAUUUCCGGUGGAGUUACGGAGUGCUACUGUAACACCGACUAUUGCAACAGCGGCUGGCGUAUGACAUUUUCUGUGUCGACACUCGUGCUGUCGGUGGUAGCCGCUUAUUUUGGUCUUGAUCGGAAGUAACAGCGUGUCGUGGGGA
Messenger RNA from Dreissena polymorpha, 423 nucleotides. RefSeq lists its product as uncharacterized. The transcript is spliced from 3 exons. The record is from RefSeq and is a predicted model, not a curated record. Lineage: Eukaryota; Metazoa; Mollusca; Bivalvia; Myida; Dreissenidae. The coding region runs from base 51 to 407 and encodes 118 amino acids.